Suillus paluster is the source of this 855-nucleotide messenger RNA. RefSeq lists its product as uncharacterized. The record is from RefSeq and is a predicted model, not a curated record. The transcript has a single exon. NCBI's taxonomy places the organism in Eukaryota, Fungi, Basidiomycota, Agaricomycetes, Boletales, Suillaceae. The coding region runs from base 1 to 855 and encodes 284 amino acids.
AUGCCUACACGCACAGCAGGCAACCAGUCUCCUCAUGCCUCGACGUUAACGAGUGCAGGAGCUGACGACGCCGGUGCCCUUGAACUUGGAGUUCAAAGCACCUGGACCCAUGAUGACAAUGAAGUCUCUGGAGUAGAUAGGAGUGAAAGCAUAAAUGACAAGCCUCCCACUAGCCAACAGAGCGACCUCAGUGUUGCCUGGCCAUGGCUACCCAGUACCCCGUUAACCAGUAACGAGGGGAACAAACAAAAUUUGCCACUUAAAGCAGUUGAUGACGAGAACUUGACUAUCAUGAGUCUGAGUCCCUUACUCAACAGCCUAGGUGAGCGCGACCUCUCUCCCAUUAGAUAUCAUGUUGUAUCACCAGAUGAGAACGUAUAUCAUUCUGCACUGUUCGUGCCCGAACCAGAAUACUCAGAACAAUUUCCCAAACUAAUGAGUGUCUUUGAUUGGUCGGACAUGCCUGACAAUGGAGAUAUCGGAGAUGUACCUGAAUUCCCCAUACUAGACCCUAUUAAGAAAUCUCCGACAGCUGGAUCCUCCCCGAGAAUUCCCACUGAAGCAAAAGGGAAAUUAGUAGACCCCCUUGAAAGGAAUGGACUAGAUCCUCAGAAUGCCCAUCACGACUGGUUGGACCAAUGGACGGAAUUCGAUGAAGGCAUGGCUGACCUUGGCCGCCCAGGGACGGACGACCCAGACAAGUCCCUAAGAUACAUAUGGAAUGACGAUAACCGUUGCUUAUCGAUCCAAAUGCAAAACAUAUACCUGAGAAGAUAUUGUGAUCAAGUAAAAACUAGACUCACUGAACAGACUGAACUUAUGAAUGAACUUCAGGAUAGAGUCCAAGAGCUCUAG